Rhizophagus irregularis DAOM 181602=DAOM 197198 is the source of this 1077-nucleotide messenger RNA. RefSeq lists its product as uncharacterized. The record is from RefSeq and is a predicted model, not a curated record. NCBI's taxonomy places the organism in Eukaryota, Fungi, Glomeromycota, Glomeromycetes, Glomerales, Glomeraceae.
GGGGAAUAAGAAUUUAUAAUAAUAAUUAGCAAAAGGAUUAGCUCGUAAUUUUUAGCGGUAUAUCUUUUUACCCGGCAGCACACCCUAAAGUUUAAAAAAAGUACAAAAACUCCCUGUUUCGCCUCUUCAUAAUUCAUUCAAUUAAUUUAAUGAAUUUAAUCAUGGAACCAGAAAUAGAUCGAAAAAGAGAACAUAUUUUCUUAGAUUCUAGUGAUCCAUCAAUGCCAAAUCAAGUAUUCUUGGAUGAUCCCAUUUCUCCAUCAAUUGUAAAACUUCCAUUUCCACCACAUAUUGAUCCAUACAAAUUAAUAACUGAUAGAAAACAAGAUGGUGGAAUGAGUCGAAUACCUGCAAGAACUCCUAAUGCAUUUAUCCUUUAUCGUAAAAUAUUUAUUGAAAGUGCUCGUAAAGAAGGUUAUCAUUUACCAAUGACUGUUAUCUCUUCUAUGGCUUCAAAAUCUUGGAAACAUGAACCUGAUAAUGUUAAAGAAGAAUAUAAAAAAAUUUCUAAACAAGCUUUUGAAAUAAGAAAACAAUUGAUUCCUAAAACUAGUAGAAAAAAGAAAAGAGAGAAAUGGAAUUUUGUUUCUUUCUCAAAUAAGUCAAAUUUAAACGACAGUUCAAAUAAAAUAGAAAUGAAAACUUUUGUGGAUAAUCAAAGUAAAGAUAUUCAACAACAAAAAGAUUUAAGUGAAAAUAUGGAUUCUUUUAAGCCUAAUUUGGAAACAGCAAAUCCACUCCCAUAUGCUGAUUCAUUGCCAAAUAAUGUUAAUGAAGAAAACGGUUCAUAUACAAAGGAGCAAUUGAAUUAUCAAAUUGAUAACCAAAAACCGAUAAAUUCGAUAAAUUACACAAACUGGGCCCAUAAUUCAUAUAAUAAUAACAAGGACAUUGGAUUCGAAUCAUUAUCUCAUGGUAAUAAUGUUACCAACGUAUAUGAUAUAAAUCAGUACCAGUUAUAUAAUGAUGAUGGUACAAAUUCUCAUUCUGCGGACAAUUCAUUACAUUAUAAUUUUCAACCUUAUUAUAAUAAUAUGUAUAAUAUGUAAAAAAAAAAGGAAAAAAAAAUUUUAAACG